CCCACAGAGUUCCAAGAUAGUUCCGAUCAUCACACCUUCAAAAAGAUGCUGCCACGUGAUGAGAGAAGGUUCAAGGCUGCAGACCUCGAUGGGGACCUGACAGCUACUCGAGAGGAGUUCACUGCCUUUCUACAUCCUGAGGAGUUUGAGCAUAUGAAGGAAAUUGUGGUGUUGGAAACUCUGGAGGACAUCGACAAGAACGGGGAUGGGUUUGUGGACCAGGAUGAGUACAUUGCCAAUAUGUUUUCUCACGAGGAUAAUGGCCCCGAGCCAGACUGGGUUUUGUCUGAACGGGAGCAGUUCAGUGACUUCCGGGAUCUGAACAAGGAUGGGAAGCUGGACAAAGACGAGAUUCGCCACUGGAUCCUCCCUCAAGAUUAUGACCAUGCCCAGGCCGAGGCCAGGCACCUGGUAUACGAGUCGGAUAAGAACAAGGAUGAGAAGCUAACUAAAGAGGAGAUACUAGACAACUGGAACAUGUUUGUUGGAAGCCAAGCUACCAAUUAUGGGGAAGAUCUCACUAAAAAUCAUGAUGAACUUUGAAGAGACACUCACUAUAAUGUGGCAGAUUGUCAUACGCUUUCAUUUAUUGUCUUGGGUGGUUGCUACAAUUGUCUAAUUUACAGUAGUUGUGUCCCCCCAAAUGCAAAUUUAUACCUCAGAUUGGGGUACAAAUGAUUUUUCACUCAAGAUUCACUGGAAAAUGGUCAUCACUAUUUUUUCAGUAAGAUUUCUCUCAAAACACAUUACAAUCUUGGCAAAUUGCAAUUCUGCAUGGGGACACAUUGCUACAACAUGACUUUUUAAGUUUUUUUCCACUAAAUUUAAAUGAAAGGGGAAUAAAACUUGAAAAAAAAAACCCUAUUAUUCAUAAGGUUGGGUGGGAGGGGCAGUAUAUGGAGUGACUGCUACAUAUUUUAACUAUCAGGGUUUUUUGUUGUUGUUUGUUUUUUUAUUAUUUGCCACUGCUAAAAAGUUGGAGAAGUAAAAAUUCUGAUGAAGCUAGAUAGUGGCAUUGUCCCAGGUAGCCUUAUUUCCGAGCAAGUCU
Ictidomys tridecemlineatus (thirteen-lined ground squirrel) is the source of this 1048-nucleotide messenger RNA. Its product is annotated as reticulocalbin-1. The record is from RefSeq and is a predicted model, not a curated record. Lineage: Eukaryota; Metazoa; Chordata; Mammalia; Rodentia; Sciuridae. Gene Ontology annotation, cellular component: endoplasmic reticulum. Gene Ontology annotation, molecular function: calcium ion binding.